AUGGUAGCCAUUCAAUGGGGUGCCCUCGCCACCCGGGCUCUCUUUUUCACAUCCUACCAGCCCCGAGAGGCGGACAGCAGCGCCUACACCAACAACGCACAAGUCGCUGCCAAGGCGCUUCAAGAGUGGUAUGAGCAACCGUCGGGUCUCUGGAAAACAACGGGCUGGUGGAACAGCGCCAACUGCCUCACGGUUUUGGGCGACUUGGCUUUGGCAGACAGUGCGGUCGGUGAUGCCGUCAAGAUCAGAGACGUCUACGCGAACACCUUCAGCAAUGCGCAAAAGACGGUCGCAACGGCGAGCAAGAAGCUCGACAACGGAAAGAUCGUCGCGACGUACAAGUAUGAGACAAAAAACAAAUCAAAACGAAAGGCACAGGGCUUCCCCAAGUUCCUCAACAACUUUUUUGACGACGAGGGCUGGUGGGGACUGGCCCUACUCCGGGGAUGGGACAUAACAGGCGAUGCCAAUAUGCUGGACGCUGCGCAGCACAUCUUUGAUGAUAUGGCGGAGAAUGGCAUCGAUGACACAUGCGGAGGAGGCGUCUGGUGGAGCAAGGACAAGACAUAUAAGAAUGCCAUUGCGAACGAACUGUUCAUCGCCCUAGGCGCCGGCCUGGCCACCCGGGUGGCCAACAGGAAGGACUCGCAGAUACGCCAGACCCUCAACGUGUGGAACUGGUUCAAGAAGAGCGGCAUGAUCAACGACAAGGACCUCAUCAACGACGGGCUGAAGCAAACGGACAGUGGCUGCGUCAACAACGGAAUGCAGACGUGGUCGUACAACCAGGGCGUGAUCUUGGGUGGCCUGGUGGACUUGUCCAAGGCGACGGGCGACCAGUCUUUCAUCGCCGACGCCGUCAAGAUUGCGAAUGCGGCGCUCAAGGCGCUUCAGGAUGAUAAGGGCAUCAUCCGCGAGAUCGACCGGUGCGAACCCAACUGUGGCGACGACGGGAGCCAGUUCAAGGGCAUCUUUGUGCGCAAUCUGGCCUACCUCCACAAGGUAGCGCCGCACGACAACUUCCGGGACGCCAUCCUCAAGAAUGCCGACUCCAUCUGGGCCCACAACCGCAACUCCAAGAACCAGCUGGGCAUCAACUGGGCAGGGCCAGCCGACGCAGGCAAGGGGCCGACGGCAGCAACACACAGCUCGGCUAUGGAUGUGUUGGUGGGUGCGUUGGCGGCGAGCAAGAAGUAG
This is a messenger RNA of Sordaria macrospora k-hell, 1197 nucleotides long. RefSeq lists its product as uncharacterized. Lineage: Eukaryota; Fungi; Ascomycota; Sordariomycetes; Sordariales; Sordariaceae. Gene Ontology annotation, biological process: carbohydrate metabolic process. The record is from RefSeq and is a predicted model, not a curated record.